Messenger RNA from Ornithodoros turicata, 1859 nucleotides. RefSeq names its product sentrin-specific protease 1-like. NCBI's taxonomy places the organism in Eukaryota, Metazoa, Arthropoda, Arachnida, Ixodida, Argasidae. Gene Ontology annotation, biological process: proteolysis; protein desumoylation. Gene Ontology annotation, cellular component: nucleus. Gene Ontology annotation, molecular function: deSUMOylase activity. The record is from RefSeq and is a predicted model, not a curated record. The coding region runs from base 191 to 1732 and encodes 513 amino acids. The transcript is spliced from 2 exons.
GGAUCGAUGCCGUCUGGCAACCAUGUACGAUGUCAUCAUCACCAUUCAGCAUUUGUUUUCUUUUUUGUUCUCGUCUUUUUUUGGCGCCAUCGGAUGUUGUUGCUUAUUCUUGUGAUGUCCAUCGUAGUGUACCAAAUUUCGCUGUAAUUUUUCAUCGGGUGUCUACUGUGUGUGCCGCAACGCAGCUUCCAUGUCCGAUCUAAGCCUUUGCAUCCAUUCUGCGUCCUUCGAAACGUACACAGACGCUACGCUUUCGUUUACUCGUAAAGCACGACCCGCAUGGUGCCGGUGCAGACCUGAAAGCAGUCACUCCUUGUCAGACUGGACAGAGUGGGCCCUAAACAAACCGUACCGCGAAAGGGUAAGAGUUCUGUAUAGAACACUGUCUAUUCGCCAUGCGAGACCCGUAGAAGUGGUAGACGGUGAGCUACGUUUCGCUGGGAAAGUGCACAGCAGGAUGACAGCGUCCGUCAGAAGUGUCCGCUAUGCACCGGUGCGGCAGAAUGGUGGCCUAGUGACCACGUCCUCCAACGCUAACGAUGUGAGAGGACAGAAAAUGCGCAGCGCUCCCCGCUACAAUGCAACGCACAAAACAAGUGGCGGUAAGCCGGGCAAAGUAGGUGGUGGCACCAUGUACUCCGACCCAAUCCGGCUGGAUGAGAGGGAGGAAUAUGCAAAAAUUCUUCAGAAAUGUCUCGAGGGUCGAGUGCACUUCACACGUAGAACAUGCAAACUAGCGUCACGUCUCAGCGAUGAGCACGGCCCACAGCACGCAAAAGUGGAUGCCAAACGCUCAGUCGUGAGUAAAGAAGUAUUAGAUUCACCGCAUGCGUGGAGCCUGCAAAAGCGGUCAUGCCUCACCAGUAAUGUUCAACAACCACCCCCGAAGGUUACUGCCAGACAGAGAUUGUCGUCAGUGCAAGAAAUGAAAAUGUUGGAGUCUCCGCAGUGGAUGGAGGACCUGAAGCAGAUACUUGAUGUAUAUCACAAAUCGCGUGUGGAACGAGAAAAACUGACAGGAACCACACGAUGUGUCCGAGGAAGAUUGAAGAUGCCGAAGCUGAGUGAAGCGAUGCACGCGGAGAUUAACGCCGCAUUGGUAGCUUUCCCGGCCGACGAAGUCCUUGUGACUGCCUUCGGAUUGACAAUCCGCCGGUGUGAUAUGGAGACUCUGUCAGGAUUAAACUGGUUGAACGACGAGGUUAUCAACUUCUAUAUGAACCUGCUGAUGCAGCGCUCGCAGGAGAACCCGAAGCUGGCGAAAGUAUACGCAUUUAACACGUUCUUUUAUCCAAGACUGGCUGCGGGUAGUCACAAGUCAGUGCAAAGGUGGACAAGGAAGGUUGACAUAUUUUCGUAUGACAUUCUUCUCGUACCACUGCACUUCCACGCUCACUGGUGCCUUUCCUCAGUGGACUUGCGGAAGGGUCACAUAGCUUACUAUGACUCCAUGGGUGGCAGCUCUGACAUGGAUGUGCUGGAAACCAUCAGGGAAUACCUGCAGGAAGAAUCUAUGGAGAAGCGAAAGUUUGAACUGGAUACAAGCCAGUGGACAAUGGUGGUCAUGAGGGACAUUCCUCUCCAGAAGAACGGGAGUGACUGUGGCAUGUUUGUCUGCCAGUACGCAGAGUGCAUAUCGCGGGGAGCGAGUAUUAACUUUUCUCAGCAGGACAUGCCCUACCUGCGGAGGCGGAUGGUGUAUGAGAUCCUUCACAAGUCUCUACUCAGUUAGUCGUUGCACCAGGACUACCCCUUUUUCACUAAGACAGUGUAAAAUCUUUUGUAAGAAUGCUGGUAUAAAAUAUUUUAUUUGGUGUCUAAAUUAUGAGUGUGCAAUUAAACAGACUUUCUGUUUUGUA